Messenger RNA from Cydia strobilella, 2780 nucleotides. RefSeq lists its product as uncharacterized. Bases 172 to 2091 code for a protein of 639 amino acids. Lineage: Eukaryota; Metazoa; Arthropoda; Insecta; Lepidoptera; Tortricidae. The transcript has a single exon. The record is from RefSeq and is a predicted model, not a curated record.
UCCAUAAGGAAUGUUGACUUUAGGUAAAUUAAAUUAUGAGUGGUGUCAUAAGCCAUAAAAGUCACACCCAACUGGAAAUCUAGGAAAUAUUAAAUCUUAACGAGUUUCAUCGUUACUCUGGCUGUCAUUUAGAAAAUACAAAUCACAUCUGUUGCAUCCUGCACGAUUCGUAUGCUAAUGGCUACACGCAAUACAAUGAUUUUACUGAGUUUUAUAACUAUAAUAACACGAGUUUGCAUUGUGCUAAGCUUUAACAAUUUUACCAUUGAAGUUAACGAAAUACCACAGAAUAUAAUAGAGAACUGCAUAAUAGACAUAUUAACAUCAAAAACACAGUUUAAGUCCAUAGUAACUGUGAUUAACACUGACGCUGUAUCGAACAGAUUUCUUCAGCAGAUCCAUUCAAUCAAUAAUGUUAAUAUCUGCAUAAAAGACGUAAAUGCAUCGAUCAAAGUAGUACCCACAAUUUAUUUAAUACAUGUCAAUGAUGGGAUAGAAUUUGAGGAUCUUCUUGACGAUCUAGACAGGGAUUGGAAUCGCGAACCUGAGGCUUUAUUCAUCGUAAUAGUGAAAAGUAACCCUGAAGAUUAUAAAGAGUGUGUUGCAGCAGUAUUCAGAUCGUUAUGGGAGUAUCAUUUAAUACACGUGCUUGUAAUCGUUAAGUACAUGGACAAUGAUGCAUCAGUUUACACUUACUUCCCUUAUGCGGAAGGCCGGUGUGGUCGAGACUACAGCACUCUGGUCCAGCUGUGCGACUGCAGCAGUGUGGGAGAAGUGGACGUCGUUGGCAAACUACGCGAAUAUGAUACACCUGUUUUAGACAACUGCACAUUGGACGUCGCAAUCCGUCAUUAUCCUCCUUUAGUCUUCUGCAGUCCUGUGACGAAGAAUUUAAAUAUUGGUGCCGAUAAGCUAAAUGUUGGCGUCGAACGAUUUCUCAUUGAACUUUUAUUUGAAAGAAGGAACAUUUCCUUGAAUUACACGUGUUUGCUCGAGACAGAAAAUGCUGGAUAUAUUUCAGAUAAUUUUACGUUUAGUGGCAUCGUAGGUAAACUGUACGAGAAUGAGUUCGACUUGAUAUUUGGUGGAUUAAGUUUGAACACUAGACGAGUAAAAUUCUUUGACUACUUGUGUUUUCAUUUGGCAUAUGAAGAUAUGUAUGUUACCGUGACGCACACAACGUCUUUAAUUGAAAGAUGGAAAAUAGUUUACUUGAUGUUUCAUGCCAAUGUUUGGAUUCUGUUAUUGUUCAUAAUGGUGUUUUGUGCAGUACUGCUUACAGAUUUUGGGAAUUUCUGGAUAAUUCAAGCAAGACAUACCAUAAUGACGGAGUUUCUAAAUCUUUUUGGGCAUGCUACUCAGAAUAUAAACUUAGUAAUGAGAAAAAAACUUUUCAAAAAUGUUUUAAUAAUAUGUUGGAUGUGGUUUAUUUUUUUCAUUAACUGUUUUUACCAGACAAGGUUGUUAAGUUUUACGAUAUAUCCUUUUCAUAAGCCGCAAUUAGACCAGUACCUUUCUUUGUACGACUACAAUUUAACUCCGUGUAUCCCAAUUGACAUAGUAUCAUUUUUGAAAAAUGCCGGAAAUGUUGUUAUUAUAAAUGAUGAACGUAUGGAUACGAGCAAUUGUAAGACAGCUGAAAUGGCCUUGGAUGAAGUAGCAAAGAACAAAAAUAAAUACACAGUGGCAAUGUACUUUCAGUAUCUUUGGUGGCUUCGAAAUAAUCUGAAGCAAAAAGAGCGAGUUCAUCUGAUGAAGGAGAGUGUGUACAGUAAUAUUUAUGGGUUGUUUUUUAAGCGCGGUUUUCCGCUGCUGGAGUCGUUGAACUCGCUCAUGCUGCGUCUGCCGGAGCACGGGUUCGUGCAGGGCUUCAUGGACCUGCUUGGUUUCCCGCGUCAUUCGCGUCAACAACCAGCGGCCCGUGCUUCAUUCGAAGUACCCAAAACCCCUUUAAAACUGAAGGAUUUUCCCAUCGCUUUCGGCAUCCUCGCUACUGGUAUAGCUUUCUCGUUCAUGGCAUUUAUAAAAGAAAUCACGCACAAACGUAAACUUGGUGGUAGAAGAAAUGGGUUUAGAUCCUUUUUAAUGUGAUCGCCAAUCACAGGUUAUAAAGUUAAUGUUUACCGUCAACCGGGGUGAAUAGGGAUGGCGGGGUGAAUAAGGUCAAAAACCGGGAAUGAGGAUAAAAAUUACACUAUAAAUUUGCAUCAAUGUCAAAAUUAUGCUUAUCUUUUUAUCAUGAUCGUCAAACAUUACGUACUAAAAAUACAAAACAAAUUAAAAUAAUUUUCUCUCCCAAUAAGGAUCGUCAUAUAAGUAUGUAUAAACAAAAACAUGUCAAAAAUUGAUGUCGAUCUUAGCAAUUUAGAAUCAUCAUUAAAUGUCAAACAAUAUAAAGUAUCACAAAAGAAGUAAAUGUCAUUUUUAAAAUACAAUAAAUCAUUUGAAUCAUAAAUAAAAUUACAUAUAUAUAUCAUUACAAAUUCAAUUCCAUGAAGUCACUUAUAGAGUACAGAGGGUUAUCCAAAAAAAGGUUUCUCAAUUUGCGCUUAAAUGCUUCGUCACACGGCAAAUUUUUUAGGUCAACAGGUAGUUGUUCGUAGUAAGUUGGGCCAAUGACUCGAGGGUUCUUACUUGAAAGUGCCAUGCGACGGGGAAUUGUUCUCAGACGCCCUCUGCAGACGCUCUCUCUUUUAUGUCGCACUCUGAUAAUUUUUUAACAAACUAGGUACUUAAGUAACAUACACAAAUUGUAUCAUAAAAUCUACUAUUAUUUUACG